Messenger RNA from Gallus gallus (chicken), 4200 nucleotides. It is a transcript of the gene UCN3, whose product is annotated as urocortin 3. The transcript is spliced from 2 exons. Gene Ontology annotation, molecular function: corticotropin-releasing hormone receptor 2 binding; hormone activity. Gene Ontology annotation, biological process: cellular response to nutrient levels; adenylate cyclase-activating G protein-coupled receptor signaling pathway; hormone-mediated signaling pathway. Gene Ontology annotation, cellular component: extracellular region. The record is from RefSeq and is a predicted model, not a curated record. NCBI's taxonomy places the organism in Eukaryota, Metazoa, Chordata, Aves, Galliformes, Phasianidae. Bases 94 to 558 code for a protein of 154 amino acids.
GAGGGGAAGGCGCUGAUGUCUCUCUGCUCGGAGUGAGAGCCGCACGCAGCAGCCCCUUCCCAUACCAGCACCGAGGACUGCCAGGCCACCACCAUGCCCCACGUCAAGCUGCUGCUCCUCCUCGCCCUCCUCUGUGCCACAGAAACCAGCAGGGCCUUCCGUCUCUACAAUGCCGCCUCCAUUUUCAGCUGCCUCAACACGGCCCUCACCGAGGCCCAGAAGAGCCUCCCAGAGGAAAACACCGUCUUGGACAAGCGUGGCUAUGAUUACCAUCCAGGAGAGGAAGCAUCCGAGGAGGAGGAGGAGGAGGCAGAGGAAGAGAGAGGGAAAAGGACAUUCCCAGGGGAAGGCCACUACAAAUACACCUCCCAGGCACAGGUGAAGGGGAAGACCUUCCAAAACCGUGCCAAGAGCGACCGCCGCACCAAGGUCACCCUGUCCCUCGACGUCCCCACCAACAUCAUGAACAUCCUCUUCAACAUCGCCAAGGCCAAGAACUUGAGGGCGAAGGCUGCCGCCAAUGCACAUCUCAUGGCCCAAAUUGGGCGGCGGAAGUGAUGCUCGUGGGGCAGGGGUGACUUGGAGCAGGGAUGGCCACAUGGGGCCAACACCCAGCCCCAACCUGCUGGUUGGAGGGGACUGACAGCCGUGUACGAUAUCAGUGUUGUAUAUUUUUGACCCAUAGAGCUACCUAACUUUCAUAUCUCUUCUUCCUCCACCUUUCCUUCCCAAUCUCCCCUACUCCUCCUCCCGGACAUUUCCAUGUGUGUGGAAGAGGGUGGUGUCCUCAGCAGGGCAGGGGGACGUGUUGUUUUGGAAAGAUCCCUAUUAAAGCUACAAUCUCUUGAGUUUCCAAUGCUUGGCUCUCCCAUCACCUCUAGCAGCUGCUCAUUCAGGUCCAUAGCCUUUCUAAAAGCUCCCUCCAGUUCAGCCUUUCCUACAACAGUCCUAGUCAUGCUCUCUCUCAGUUCUCCAAACACAGGUUGUCCCCAUACACAGUCAUAACUGUAUUGGGAAGGAAAAACCUUGACUGGUCAGAGGAUCAUGCCCCAUGCCUGGAGACAUUCAAGGUCAGGCUGGACAGGGUUCUGAGUAACCUGAUCCAGCUGUACAUGCCCCUGUUCAUUGCAGGGGAACAGGACUAGAUGACAUUUAAGGAUCCCUUCUGACACAACUGUUUCUCUGAUUAUGAUCUCAGGAGAGAUUUCCCAAUUUCUCCUGCUGGGAACUCUAGAUUUUCAAUCUAUUUUGCAGCCACUCUUUUCCCCACCAGCACCUUCAUCCAAGAAACCAUCACCUUUCAUCCUAAUGAUCUUUUAUAAGCAAUCACAGAAUGCAGCAUGGCUUUGCCUCUGUCCCAAGGCUCAAGGUGAGUUUGGACCCUAAGAGUCACAGAUCACUUCCCAGCCACUCCAGACCCACCUGCAGGGCUGUCCGUGUUGUCCAAUCUACCCCCAUCCACAUCCCCACCAUCCAUGCAGAUCCAGGUGCUUCAUUCCCAAUGCAUAUCCCUGGCCAAACCAUCCCUGCUCACCCUGAUUCCCUUCACCCACUCUCCAUCAAGCCCCAGAUCAUCAAGCACCCACUUUACCUUGGGCUAUAUAUCUCUUCCUUUCAAUCCCCUUCUCUCUUCACCUCACAGCCCAGUUCCAAGAUGAAACCCUCUCCUGACCUCCAUCCCAGCACGUGGAGAGAGAACUGGGAGACAGAAAUGUGGCCCUUUCUCCGGAAGAAAUUUACCAAGAGCAGCAAAACAGUUCUCACCAGUCCCAUCCAUAUUCAUAGCUACAGGGAGCUCCAGGUGGGAUAUUACAGAGGACAGGUCUUUGGUUGAAGGGUUGGCAGAUAGACCCACAAGCCAUUUGCAAGGACAUAGCUGAAGGCAACACAGCUGAAUCCAUCCCCAGAGAGACCAUGCUUGGGCAGCCAAGGCUCCUAGCUGACCCCCAGCCCAGGGCCUUAGAACUGGAAGUUGACCAAAAAGCAACAAUCAUAUAAAUACACAGAUCCUCCAGCAUCUUCCCCUCCUAACACACAUCUCCAACAGAAAACACACCAAUGUGCCCACACCAUCUCUGUGCAAUGACCCCCUCCUGUCUGUACCCUGGAGCUGAGGAUUGACUGGCGAGCUUAUUCUUUUUGCUAUAGCCUUACUCUACAUAGCUCUACAUAAAUAUCUACACAGCUUUAUGCAUUUUAUGGCCCAACAAUUUACAUGUCCAUCCUCCAUGAGUAUAUUGAGCUGUUCAGUGAUACACAGUGGUUGUGCCCAUUUUACAGAUGGAAAAUUGAGACAAAUGUGCUCACACAUAUCUUCCUGGACAAAGCAGGGUCAGACCUGGUCAGAUAUGUUCUUGUCCCUUUGUAGGUUUGGCCAGAGAUGUCCCAGGGCUGUCCAGGCUGUCUUUCCAAAUCAUAGGGUUGUCUAUAGGUGUCUACGUGUGUAUUCUAGCACCAGACCAUGACUACAAGCUCAAAGCUGAGCCAGGGACAGCAGAUAGCAGCUGAUGGCGAGUGAUGGGGAAAGCAGAGAUCCUCCAUCUUCAGCUGCAUCCCCAUGGGGGACUCUCACCCACAGCCAACACCGGUUUGGACAAACCUUUCCAAAAUUAAUCCUCCUUCUCAGUCUCUGCCAAGCAAGGCUGGAGGCUGCUCAGAGGGGCCAAGAGGCAGGCGAAGGUCAGAGGAGCCGGAUUUCCCAAGGAAAUGGGAUAGAAAUAGGAGCGCUGAAAACUCCAUCAGCCACCACCUGGCUCUGGGAGCGAUUGGAGCCAAGGCUUAGGAGGGACAGCACUGAGUUUCAGACAGCAGUUUCCUAAAAGCUGGGUGAUCUUUCCUGCCACACUUUGUGCAGAGAUGGAACACAGUCUUGCAUUCAAAAGGUAUUGAUUGCACUUUGCUGGGCAGUCAAGUGUGGGUCUACUCAGACCAUCAUAUCCUUCUGUUUCCACUGUCAGCUCCCUUUCAGCCUCUACAUAAUCCUUUCCCCCAGGAAUCCCCUGGCCUCCAGGAUCCCCCUCACCCUCCUUCUCCUCCUCCACAUGCCAAUGCUCUUUUAUCAUAUAAACGCAAACCAGAGAUGUUGCAGGGAUUUUGGCAACUCCCCAAGGACAGUAGGUCCUGAAUCCCUUCCCGGAACCAGGGAGGCCCCAUGCCCAUCUGGCUGAGGAAGGAAUUCAGGCAGUAUAAUGUAAUAAGCAUUGAGUAUCUGGCCAAAAAUACUCUCCUGCUGUGUGGGAAGGUGCCCGUGUUCACAGCUAUGAGGUCUUGGCUGGGAAAAAAAAAACAAGCUGAUCUCCAGUGGUGACCACAAGAGGUGUAUCCUAUAUUUCUCAGAACACAGAGCACCAGGAACACAGAACACCAGGGACAUAGGGAUCUUCUCUAGUGAUACAUCAGAAGCCACCUCCUGGGAUUACCUUCUCUGCCCUUGAGAUGUCCCAUCUUGUUCUAGGUUGACCUGUCCUCCUCUUUGUAAGCCCUGCCCUGCUCCUGGGAUGUGCCAUCCCACCCGUAAGUUGUUCUGUCCCACUCCUCUAUGCCUUAUCCUGCUACUGGUAUGUCCUGUCCUGUUUUGAACUGGGCCGUGACCAGGGACAGAGCCAACCCCAGCAACACACAUGGAUCCCCUGCAUCACAUCUGGUGACAUGGGCAGGAGCACAUCAAGAUGCAAAAGUCAACCCCUCUCUCUUCAGAAGGAUGAGAAACUCCCUCACUGUUAACCUACAACUCCAAAAACCCGUCCUUUUCCCUUGCUGCCAGUGCCACAUCCUGGCCACUCCUUGAGGAAAAACUCAGUUUUCUGGGAGCCCCAGAGCUGCUUAACCUCCCCAUCACACCUCAUUUUCUGCUCUCCCCCCUUCACAGGCCCCACCGACUCCUGUUGAACCCAGAAAGGGUGGUGAGAUGGGGGUUCAUAGAAUCACAGAACUGUAAGGUUUAGAAGGGACCUCUGAAGAUCAUCGAGUUCAACCUGCUGCUAAAGCAGACUCCCUGCAGUAGGCAACCCCAUAGUUGGGUUGACCAAACUAUGUCCAGGGGACCAUACAAUAAGGUUUAGUAGCCUUCAUAGAGCCAGUCCCCACACCUUGGGUGUAGUUCACAUUUUAAAACCUGUGUUGUUGGCAUCUGGGACAUCCCAUGUCAAUGAGUUUCUUGCUUUGGUGUACACUGUAUAGAAAAUAAAAGCAUUUUCCAUU